Molecule: messenger RNA, 700 nt
Organism: Saccostrea cuccullata (small rock oyster)
Lineage: Eukaryota; Metazoa; Mollusca; Bivalvia; Ostreida; Ostreidae
Product: heme-binding protein 2-like
Exons: 4
Coding region: 1-639 (212 amino acids)
Cellular component (GO): cytoplasm
Molecular function (GO): heme binding
Source: RefSeq, a predicted model, not a curated record
AUGAUUCGCGAGGUACUUAUUUCCAGUUUCCUGACACUAACCGUCGGGUUAGUUGUUCACAACCCCCACACACAUGACCACAAUGCUCCUCUGCCAGCAUUCUGUAAUCAUCUGGAUUGUCCACGAUUCUCCGUCCUAAGAACAUUCAAAGAGGGAUAUGAGCUCCGCCAGUACGAAGCAUCAAAAUGGGUGAUGACAAACUUAACCGCCAUGAUAUUCACGGACGACGAUGACAAAAAAAUGUUUGAUAAAUUGUUUUAUUAUAUAUCUGGAAAUAAUUCUGCUCAUUCAAAAAUCCCCAUGACCGCCCCAGUAUUACGAGAAGUGUUCCAUGGACCGGGUCCAGCCUGUGAGAGCACGUUUUUGACCCAUUUUAUGAUCCCCUUCUCCUUACAACAGAACACGCCCACCCCCACAGAUCCGACCGUGUAUAUCAGGGACUUACCAGCCAUGCAGGUUUUUGUAAGAUCAUUUGGAGGUAAAGCAACUCCAGACGACUACAUGAACGAACUUCAGACUUUGGCUGAUCAGAUUGGAACCACCGCUAGAUUCGAGAAUGCAUUCUAUUUCUUCUCUGGGUACGAUAGCCCGUACAAAGUGACGGACCGUCAUAAUGAAGUAUGGUUAAAGAAAAUGUGAAGAAAGCGCCGAACGGAACAAAUCAUUGUCAUAAUACUAGUCAAAUAUAAUACCUGGUGUU